AGCUUGUAUUGUGUUUAUAUUUUGUCUAGAGUUUCCUUGCAUAGUAUAAAACAAAAUAAGCUCUAGUUGGUAGAGAUGAUAUUGUUAUAAGACAAAUCACUGCUUGUAAGUAUAGUUAAGGUAUUGGAACCUAUUCUCGACCACUUUAUUUUUUGAAUGUAUUCCCGAAAAAUCAAAGUAAAUAUGAACCCUUUGCCGAACCUAUUCUCAUCCAGUUGAACCUAUUCUUGACCGCUCUGAACUUAUUCUGGUUCGUUUGGGAAAACAGCAAGGAAAAAUUGUUGAAUUUUUAGCUAAGAUACCACAGACAAUUAUCUCUGAUAAAUGUAGUUUGCAAAAGAAACUGACAUUACGCGUGCGUGUCACGCUGAGGCUGAAACAAAGGCCAGAAAGCACCCUGGGACACCAACAACAGAAUGGGAGAUUGGCCGAGCGAUUUUCAUCACAAUCGGUGGGUUGGUGUGGCAACAUGGAAAUGGAUGGCAAACGACGAUAACUGUGGUAUCUGCCGCAUGCCAUUUGAUGGUUGCUGUCCAGAUUGCAAGGUCCCUGGCGAUGACUGCCCUCUAGUAUGGGGAAGAUGUUCUCACGUGUUUCAUAUGCACGUAUUCUCAAGUGGCUCAACUCACAACUCCAUCAACAACUGUGCCCUAUGUGUCGCCAGGAGUGGCAGUUCAAAGAAUAAUCUAACAUCAACUAAGUUUACGCCCAAUAGAAAAUGAUCUUAUUACAGCAAUCUCUUCAAUGUGUUGUGUUAUCAGCACUGGAAAAUGAUAUUUUCUAUAACGUUACAUGUCCAUGUGCGCUAUUGCAGUGGCAGCACUGAAAUGUCAUUUGUUUCAAUGAUACAGUACACAUGCAGUACAGUAAACUGCUACUUCCCAGAUGAAACUAUCCUGCGUAGCGAGCCCAAAGAGUUGGGGAAGAAGACAGACGAGACGAGGUUAUGCGCGCGCGCCUCGUCUUUCCUAGCGCGCACAACUCGUCUCGUCUUUCUCCUUUCCAACCCUUUCGGCUUGAUAUGCAGGCUAAGAUGAAACUGGAUACUCUUGGAGGCAUUGUAGCAAUCUUCGUAGUAAAAGGCUUUAGAUAUCGUGCUGCAGAAGUGACUUACAAACAAUGAACGCUUAUUUCAAAUAAGAUUGCACUCGUAAGUUUCGGGAUGUCUGUGACGUGCCUCCCCCAGGCACGCUUUGCGCGUCACAGGAAUUCCGAAACUCCGAAAAUUGUAAUUUGCGAAUAAACCAACUGUAAAGCCGGCUAGCAGGCUUGUUACAACUGUAUGUUGGAAUAAAGCCCGUACAAACAGC
This is a messenger RNA of Nematostella vectensis (starlet sea anemone), 1310 nucleotides long. Its product is annotated as anaphase-promoting complex subunit 11-like. Gene Ontology annotation, molecular function: zinc ion binding; ubiquitin protein ligase activity; cullin family protein binding. Gene Ontology annotation, cellular component: nucleus; anaphase-promoting complex. Gene Ontology annotation, biological process: anaphase-promoting complex-dependent catabolic process; positive regulation of mitotic metaphase/anaphase transition; protein ubiquitination. The record is from RefSeq and is a predicted model, not a curated record. NCBI's taxonomy places the organism in Eukaryota, Metazoa, Cnidaria, Anthozoa, Actiniaria, Edwardsiidae.